AUGCGAAUGGUUUUUUACAUAAUAACUAUUCUGGGAUGUAUACCGGCCAUUCACAGCGAUGUGAUGUUCACCAAUCUGAAAUGCGGCAUCAUGGACAGAAAGUUUGCCAGCUUUAAAAAGUGCUACAUAAAAGCGGUCAAUCGUACCCAUAAGUACAUCGAUGUACAUGUAAAUCUUUAUCAAACACCAAUAGAUAAUGUGACAGUCCAUGCCAAGCUUAUGCGACAUGAUAAUCAUGGCUAUAAGCCAUUUUUCAUAGAUGUCACCUUCGAUGGCUGUAAAUUCCUGAAAAAUCAACGUCAACCGAUUGUGAAAAUGCUGUACGAAAUGUACAAGAAUAGCUCUAACGUCAACCAUACUUGCCCCUAUGAUCACGACAUUAUCUUGGACCACCUUUGGACUGGAAACAUUGAAAUGGAUAUUGCAAAAUACAUUCCCAUGCUAAAUGGUGAUUAUGCAGUCUUUUCCGAAUGGUCUACAUAUAACAUUGCCAGGGCGUUUUUUAAUGUUUACAUAAGAGUUUCCAAUAGACAAAACUAG
This is a messenger RNA of Drosophila eugracilis, 540 nucleotides long. RefSeq lists its product as uncharacterized. The record is from RefSeq and is a predicted model, not a curated record. The transcript is spliced from 4 exons. Bases 1 to 540 code for a protein of 179 amino acids. Lineage: Eukaryota; Metazoa; Arthropoda; Insecta; Diptera; Drosophilidae.